This is a messenger RNA of Effrenium voratum, 423 nucleotides long. Lineage: Eukaryota; Dinophyceae; Suessiales; Symbiodiniaceae. The record is from the annotation of a GenBank genome assembly.
AUGUUCUCUUCCGCUCGGGUACGUGUGGCCUUGGUCACCUUGAAGCUUGUGAGCGCUGCGGCCGGGAACGCGCUGUUCUAUGGCUCCGAGGGUGAGACAUCCGACGAGUGCGCGGAGCCGAGUACUCUCCUCUCGCAGGUUGUGCAGCAGACCACCGUCGGUUUUGUUUCGGCAUGCAUGGGCGACGUGGUAGUUCUUUUCUUCUUCCUCAUGCAGAAGAAGCGGGUCACUCGCCAGGCGUCAAUCAGCAUGACGCGGAGAUUGUGGCUGUGCCGGACCGUGCUCUUUUGGGUUCUGUGGUUCCUCUACAUGAUGAUCUUGACGCUCUACGUGAUGCUUUUCCUGGCAAACUUUGGGACGGUGGAUUCCGAGAGGUGGAUGCACGCAACGCUUGUGAGCUUGAUGCAGGAGACCUGCUGUUGA